AUGUCAGUCUGUUUCUCCCCUGAUGGAAAUACAUUAGCAUCUGGUAGUGGUGAUAACUCUAUCCGUCUAUGGGAUGUCAAAACAGGAUAAUAAAAAGCCAAAUUAGAUGGCCAUAGUGGUAAUGUUAUGUCAGUCUGUUACUCUCCUGAUGGAAAUACAUUAGCCUCUGGUAGUUAGGAUUAGUCAAUCUGUCUUUGGGUUGCCAAUACAGGAUAAUACAAAGCCAAAUUGGAAGGUCAUACUCAUUAUGUCUACUCAGUAUGUUUCACUGCUGAUGGAAAUACAUUAGCAUCUGGUAGUGGUGAUAACUCUAUCCGUUUAUGGGAUGUCAAAACAGGAUAAUAAAAAGCUAAAUUAGAUGGUAAUACUAGCACUUUCUGUUCAGUCUGUUUCUCCCCUGAUGGAUAUACAUUAGCUUCUGGUAGUUAUGAUAACUUUAUCCGUAUAUGGGAUGUCAAAAUAGGAAAAGAAAUUAAACACUAAAACAACAAUACCAAAGAAAUUCUACAAAAAUAUACCACUCCGUUAUUAUAAAAUAAUCCUUUUACAAAUUUUGGUAUCAUUAAUUUGUUAUUUUAUUUAGUUAAUCCCAAUAUUCCAAUUCUUGUUAUAUCCAAAAAUCCUUACUUCCUUUCAAAUGGAGCUUUAAUCUUUUAAGGAGAAUUUUACACCACUUGGGGAGAAGAUUUACGAGCAUUUUUUGAAUCUAGAGGAGGUUGUAUUUUAGAAAACGUCAAUUAAAUUAAAAAAAAGUGA
This is a messenger RNA of Paramecium pentaurelia, 756 nucleotides long. The record is from the annotation of a GenBank genome assembly. NCBI's taxonomy places the organism in Eukaryota, Ciliophora, Oligohymenophorea, Peniculida, Parameciidae.